Messenger RNA from Monodelphis domestica (gray short-tailed opossum), 4629 nucleotides. RefSeq names its product interferon regulatory factor 8 (gene IRF8). Gene Ontology annotation, molecular function: protein binding; DNA-binding transcription factor activity, RNA polymerase II-specific; RNA polymerase II cis-regulatory region sequence-specific DNA binding. The record is from RefSeq and is a predicted model, not a curated record. Gene Ontology annotation, biological process: regulation of transcription by RNA polymerase II; immune system process. Gene Ontology annotation, cellular component: nucleus. NCBI's taxonomy places the organism in Eukaryota, Metazoa, Chordata, Mammalia, Didelphimorphia, Didelphidae.
CAUAUACAGCCCCGCCCGGCGCUACUGUCACCCUCAGGGCCCCUGGACCUGCCCAAUUGCUCGCUAGCUCCUGAGAACUGCAGGAGGGGAAAGCUGUUCCAGGCUAGGACCGUUUCCUGUGGACUGCUGACUAACAGGAUGUGUGACAGAAAUAGUGGCAGGCGACUCCGGCAAUGGCUGAUUGAACAGAUUGACAGUAAUAUGUAUCCUGGGCUCAUCUGGGAAAAUGAGGAGAAAAGCAUGUUUCGGAUCCCUUGGAAACAUGCUGGCAAGCAAGAUUAUAAUCAGGAGGUUGAUGCUUCCAUUUUCAAGGCCUGGGCAGUUUUUAAAGGAAAGUUUAAAGAAGGGGACAAGGCUGAACCAGCCACUUGGAAGACAAGGUUACGCUGCGCAUUGAACAAGAGCCCAGAUUUUGAGGAGGUGACCGACCGAUCCCAACUGGACAUUUCUGAGCCAUACAAAGUUUACCGCAUUGUUCCCGAAGAAGAGCAAAAAUGCAAAAUGGGUAUGGCAAACAGCAGUGCCAUGAACGAAGUCACGGACAUGAAUUGUAGUCGAUCUGAAAUAGAUGAUCUGAUGAAAGAGCCCUCAGUAGAUGAAUACCUUGGAAUUAUCAAAAGAAGUCCUUCUCCUCAGGAGGCCUGUAGGAGCCAACCAAUUCCAGAUUGGUGGAUACAGCAAUCCAGCACAGCCAUACCUUUGAUGUCUGGGUAUCCUACUUUUGAGUCACACCAUUCAGUUUACUCCCAGAUGUUAAUCAGCUUUUAUUAUGGAGGCAAAUUUGUGGGCCACAGCACCACCAGUUACCCCGAAGGCUGCCGAAUUUCCCUGAGUCUACCUCCUCAGCACCUUGAAAAGAUGUAUGACCCCGAAGGCUUGGAGAACAUUCGGUUCCCAUCUGCAGAUCUGAUCCAAAAUGACCGUCAGAAACAGGUCACCAAGAAACUAUUCGGCCACCUGGAGCGAGGAGUCCUGUUACACAGCAAUAAAAAUGGCAUCUUCAUUAAGAGGUUGUGCCAAGGGAGAGUCUUUUGCAGUGGGAACUCCAUGAUGUUUAAGGAUAGACCCAAUAAAUUGGAGCGGGAUGAAGUUGUCAAGAUUUUUGACACAAACCAGUUUUUCAGAGAACUGCAACAGUUUUACAAUAACCAAAGUCAACUUCCUGAAAGCAGAGUGAUCCUAUGCUUUGGUGAAGAGUUCCCAGACAUGGCACCAUUGCGCUCCAAACUCAUCCUUGUCCAGGUGGAGCAGAUUUAUAUACAACAAUUCAGAGAUGAAGCUAGAAAAAACUGCCAGAACAACCUAAUGAUCCAGCCUCCAGAGGAACCCCAUCCCGAUCAGGUCUUCCGAUUCCCAGAUAUCUGUGGACCCCAUCAAAGGUCCUUUUUUAGAGAAAAUCAGCAGAUCACUGUCUAGAGAAACUUUGUACCUCCCCCUCACCCCAUUUCCCACCAUUGUAGUGCUGUUCUGGUAAUUUUUCAGGUGGAUCCUGCUAGGGAACCAUUGUGAUCUUUAUUAAGUAAGUCCUGAAAAAGAUGAAGUUUGAAAGAGAAAUGGGGUCAUUCAUUGAUGUAUUUUGGUAACUGGGACAAGACUGUCCAGAUUUGUAAAUAUUAUAAAGAAAAUCUAUAAUUUUCUGUAUUUAGUUUGAUUAUCUUUUGCACUGAUUUAUUUUUCCUUCUGCAUCCCCAGAUUAUGAUAUUUCCAGAGUCUAGGCAUUGGCAUACAGCUAUUCAGUGUUAUAGUCUAGAGUUCAGAGACUAGAGCAAAGCACUAGGUCAGGAAGAAUCUGAGUUAAAAUCCUGCCUCAGAAACUUAUAAACUAUGUGAACUUGGGUGAUGACUUGACCUUCCUCAGCCUCAGUUUCCUGCUCUGUGAAAAAAAUGGGGCUAGUAUAGUACCUACCUCACAAGGUUGUCAUGAGGAUCACAGGAGAUAACAUGUUGAGUGGUUUGCAAGCUAUGUAAAUGCUAAUGUAAAACCCUGGUUCUCGUUAACAGCCUAGGAGGACACUUUGGUGGAUAAGUCAGUCACCAGUAGCUAAGCCAGAACUUCAUUCCUUCAAUUCAGUUUCAUUCAAGAAAUCAAUAUUCAUGGGGGCAGCUGGGUAGCUCAGUAGAUUGAGAGCCAGGCCUAGAGAUUAGAGGUCCUGGGUUCAAAUGUGGCCUCAGAUAUUUCCCAGCUGUGUGACCCUGGGCAAGUCACUUGACCCCCAUUGCCUAGCCCUUACCACUCUUCUGCCUUGGAACCAAUUCACAGUAUUGACUCCAAGACAGAAGGUAAGGGUUUUUUAAAAAAAAGAAAGAAAUCAACAUUCAUGAAGUACCUCUUAUGGGAAAGGCACCAUGCUAGGCUUUGGGAAUACCAAAAAUAGUCCAACGAACAAGCCAAAAUGGGCUCCUCCUUGAAGGAGUUUAUAUUCUUCAUUAGAUAAAAUUGUAGACUUGUGGCUACCCAUUCUUAUUUCUGGGUUGAAGUGCCUUUUUAUUUUUGAAACAUUUUUAAAAAUAGAGAUUUUGGAUGUUUUAGACACUAGCCCUGCUGUGACAAAAGAUUGUUGGGGUUGCAGUAGAGUAGAAAAUAGGUCUGACCAGGAGUUGGAUGACCUGGAUUCUGGUAUCAGCUCCUAGCUUUGCCCCUAACUAGGACAUGACCUAGUGACAAGUUGGUGGCUCAGUGGAUGGAUGGUGCUCUGAGUCUAGAGUCAGAAAGACCAGAGUUCAAAUCUAGACCCAGACACUUAUUGGUUGAUCCUGAGCAAGUCACUUAGUGCUGUGUGCCUCAGUUUCCUUAUCUGUAAAAUGAGCUGGAGAAGGAAAUGGCAAAUUACUCCAGUAUCUUUACCAAGAAAACCCCAAAUGGAGUCAUGAAGUCAAACACAACUGAGCUGAAGUUGUGUGACCUUCAGCAAGUUACUUCCUUUCAUUUCCUUGUCUUUAAGAUGAAAAUUCUGGGGAAUCAGAAAAUAUUUGAAGGACCCUUUUAACUCUCCUAUUCUGUGUUCUAAGGAUCCCAUCCAGCUCUAAAAGUCUCUGUUCUAAAGUUCUUUCUAAUUCUGUUGUUCAUAGAUUUAGAGUUUAAAGGGAUAUUAGAAAUCAUCUAUUCCAAUCUUCUCCGUUUUACAGAUGAAGAGUCUGAGGGCCAGGGAGGCUAAAAAACUUACCAGAAGUCAUGUAGGUAAAUAUGAUAAAGUCAGGAUUGAAGACCUUGUCCUCUGUUUCCAAAUCCCAUACUCCCCCUCAUUAUCCCACAUUGCUUUUCUUUGUUCUGAAGCCAAACAUUCUAUACUCCAAGAUCCCAACAUUCUACUCUCCCCGAUCCCUCCCAACUCUUGCUGUUCUGAGAUUCUAUAUGUCAGUUGUAAGAGCACAUCAACUGGGUCUUCCCAGCUGGUCAGCAGUACUCACCAGUCAGUGGUGUUUCUUGUCCAUUUCCCCAUAGCCUCUGGCAAUAAGUAUACAGUGGGGCCAAGUGGUACCUCUCUCAGGUCCUCCUGCUACACGGUGUCAUACAAGAUGCUUGGCUCACUCAAUCUUGUCCCAAGCCUAUAAAAGACUCACUUUAUAAUAAAUUUAUCCCAAAUAUAUAUAUAUAUAUGUAUAUAUAAGCAAUUUAUAACAAAUCAUAGCAAAUGGUGGCCUAGUUAAUCCCAUCUUAAUGAAUCCAAUUUGGAAGUUAACAUCCCAGUUCUCAAGGAGUUUAUAGUCUAAUUGGAGGAAAAUAAUAUAAAUAUUUUAUAUUAUAUAUAAUAUAUCAAAUUAUAUAUAAUAUAUUAAAAUUAUAUACAAUAUAUUAAAUUAUAUGUUAAAUUUCUAUAUAACAUAUUAAACCUAUAUAGAAUAUAACAUUAAAAUUAUACAUAUGUACCUGAGUCAGAAAAUCUUGGUCCCAUUUCUUACUUGUGUUAUUUUAAGCAAAUCAUUUCCCCUCUCUUUCAUUUCUAAGGGUCCUUUUAGUUAGUAACUUUAUGUGAAUUCUGACUACUUCUCUACCCCCAUUUCUUAGGUUCUGAGUGAAGGCGUAGGUGCACAUUUUUUCUUUCUCCAACAUUCUUAGCCUGACUUUUUCAUCACUUGUCUGCUUUGGAGAACUAGGCAGAGGCUCCUGGGAUACAUAAUUGCUUAUGCAUUUGUAUGUGUGUUCAUAAUAGCCAUACAUACGCCCACUUAUAUUGGAAGGAUUAUUUACAUAUCAUAGUUAAAUUGAAGCUAUUAUUGGGUAGUCCAGGUGAGCAUUGUGGGAAAGCUCUGAUUUAAAAUUUGAAUAACCAAAGAGAAAUAAUUCAUUUUUUUUUCUAUUGUAAAUUUUAUGGAGAUGAUGAGAAGUAUGUAGCUCAAGAAGAAAGAGGGAGGCAUUUAUUUCUGUAUGUAUAUGUAUAUAAAGGAAUAUACUAGUAGCAAAGGCUUUAUAACUCUUGAAAAUGAGAUUUUAUCAUUAGGAAAAUCAAACCUAUUUUUAGUUUGACGUAAAGUAAUAGUCUUAAUCUGUGUUCUUUUCAGCUAAAAGAAGAAUGUGCUAAAUGAAUAUUUAUUUUUAUGUCCAUUUAAAAAGUUGCUUGUCAGCUUGGUUUCCUUUUCCCCUCCAUCCUCACUCUGGCUUUGCAAAUAAAAUGUUAUAUUUUGUACUGA